AUGACUGGACUGCGGCAGGAGUCGGUGGUCCGGUUUCUGGCGGCGAGGGGCGGACGGGCUCGUAACGCGGAGCUGUUGGAACAUUUCCGGGACUGGCUCAGCCCCUCAGAGCCCGGCCGCCGCGCCGCCGCCCGGCAGCGUUUCAAGGAGCUGGUCAACGCCGUAGCCACCGUGCGCCAGGACCCCGGGACCGGAGUCAAGUACGUGCACCUCCGCCGCCGGUACUGGGGCCGCGGUGGCCGCGCUGGUGGCGGCGGCGACUCGGACAGCGCCUCGGUGGCCUCGUCCUCCGCCGAGGAGGAAGGGAGCACCACCGGUUCCGUGGCCCUGGAUCCCCUGGAGCACGCGUGGAUGUUGUCGGCCUCGGACGGGAGGUGGGAGAGCCUGGAGGGGUUGCUGAGCUGCGAGCCGGCGCUUCUCUGCAAGCGGGACUUCAUCACCGGCUUCACGGUGCUGCACUGGGCCGCCAAGCACGGGCGGCAGGAGCUGCUGGCCACGCUGGUCAACUUCGCCCAGCGGCACCAGCUGCCCGUGGACAUCAACGCCCGCACCAGCGGCGGGCACACCGCCCUGCACAUAGCCGCCAUGCACGGGCACGCCGAAGUGGUGAAGCUGCUGGUGGGAGCCUAUGACGCCGACGUGGACAUCCGCGACUACAGCGGGCGCAAGGCCGCGCAGUACCUGCACCAGGGCACCUCGGGGGAUAUGCGGAGCCUCGUGGGGGCCCUGGAGGAGGAGGAGGAGGAGGAGGAAGGGGCGGCCGGCAACGGGAGCGGGCGCUGGAGGCUCUCCAAGGUGUUGCCCGCCAAUCUCAUGAGCUACCGGCUCUCCCACCACCACCACCACCAUCAUCACAGCACUGGGGAGGAAGCUGAGGGCACCGAAGGGGCAGCGGUGGCAGGCAAGGGCAAGGAGAUGACCAGGAAAGCCUCCGGCAGCGGGCGGAUGAAGCCUCGGCUUAAUAAGAUCCGCUUCAGGACUCAGAUCAUCCACAACACGCCCUCCUUUCGUGGUGACACCGAGGAAGAAGAGCAUGAGGAGAAAUCCCUGAAAGCGUCGUUCAAGCUCAGGCCAAAGUCCAAUGUCUUUGGAUAA
Haliaeetus leucocephalus (bald eagle) is the source of this 1095-nucleotide messenger RNA. It is a transcript of the gene SOWAHC, whose product is annotated as sosondowah ankyrin repeat domain family member C. The transcript has 3 exons. Gene Ontology annotation, molecular function: protein binding. The record is from RefSeq and is a predicted model, not a curated record. Bases 1 to 1095 code for a protein of 364 amino acids. NCBI's taxonomy places the organism in Eukaryota, Metazoa, Chordata, Aves, Accipitriformes, Accipitridae.